CCUCCCCCCCAGCCAUCCCGAACCGACCGGGAGGACCCGCUCUCAGGGGCCGGGACACAGUGCAUGGAUCCGGGCUGAGUUCACAGGAGGAGUCGGUGUCUUGUCUGGCUCGUGCUAAUGCUAACCGGGUUAGUCAACUAGCCGCACCAGUUGAACUAGUUCAGUUCACCAGUGGACCGGGUCUGGCGGUCUGGAGCGGUCCCGGUUCAGAGAAAACGAGUGAACGGGUUAUUAUCGUGGAGGGGGGUUCUGGUUCUGGUUCUGGUUCUGGUUCUGGUUCUGGUUCUCUGAAUGUAGUCUGGUGUGCAGGUUUCAGACGGGUUCAAUGUCGUCAGACAUCAGGAGACUGUGUUCUAAACCCGAGUGUAGGAACCAGGUGGAUCCAGGUGGUCCUGGGCUCCAGCUCAGAGUCCUAAGUGGUCUUUAUUUAGGAUUUGAAUGUGGUCUGGCCCUCAUAAGGGGUCUCAGUCAGGGUCCACGUUACAGCUGGGUUUGAAGGAAAGUCCUGAUCAAACCAGGCUACUUAUAGAAGGGGUGUGUACUGGUUUCACUGGGGUCUGGAAGCAGGUGGACCCGGGCCAAAGCCGGUCCUGGAUUGAAGUGUCCUUCUAGCCGGUCUGGUUUAAGACCAGGAUCUAAACGUAGUCCCUCCCAGUUUUAGUGAAGUAUUUACUGUUUGUUUGGGCUUCCAACAGGUUUUGUGAGACUCUGGUUUAAUGGGGUUCUGACUGAAGACUCUAGUUUAGACCUGAUGUAAAUGCAGUCAGACCUGGACUUGUCUGUCCUCUUGUUUUUGUUGCUGGUCUUGGAUGCAGUUGGUCCAGGUCUAAACGGGGCCUAGUCCCAGGUCCAGCUCACGAUGGCAGAGCUCCACCAGAGUCCCACCUCGCUGUGCUGCUGUCGUAAAUCGCUGCUGGUCUCUGGGAACCGGUGUGUCGGGGCCUCCGGCCGGCCCUCAGCAGUCCCGGGUCUGGGACCCGGGACUCCGCGGUGCCCCUUGGUGGACGUGGCCUCGGCGUCUAACUUCAGCUGUUUCCAGCUGCGACACCUCCACCUGGACCUGCGGCUCAACUUUGCCGUGAAGGAGAUGAGCGGCUGGAUGGUUCUGGACCUAGUCCCGGUUCAGCCUGGGGUCCACAUCCUGGUCCUGGACUCCCACCCCUCCCUCCUCAUCCACUCCAUAGACUGUAAGGUCCCCGGGGCCGGACCGGAGGAGCCGAUCUCCCUGACGUACCGGGUCGACCCGUUCACAGACUACGGAUCCUCGCUGAACAUCAGCCUGCCGCCGGCGGCAAAACCGGGUCAUCUGAUCCAGAUCACGGUCCGCUACAGCACCACGGACGGACCAGCAAUCUGGUGGCUGGACCCCGAGCUGACCUGUGGUCAGUCCCGUCCGCUGGUCUUCACUCAGGGUCACUCGGUGUGCAACCGCUCCUUCUUCCCCGGCUUCGACACGCCGGCUGUCAAGAGCACGUACACGGCUACGGUCAGGGUUCCCGAUGGAGUGACGGUUCUGAUGAGUGCGUCUCGGAGCUCGUACUCCAAACAGGACCGGGUCUUCGAGUUCUCCAUGGAGCUCCCCGUCCCGUCCUACCUGGUGGCCUUGGUGGCCGGGGAGCUGCAGCACGUCGACGUCGGCCCGCGGAGUCGCGUGUGGGCGGAGCCAUGUCUGCUGUCGUGUGCCGUAAAGAAGCUCGGGGGCAGCGUGGAGCGCUGGCUGGGCGUCGCCGAGGAGUUGUUUGGACCGUACCUGUGGGGCAGGUGUGACCUGGUGUUCCUGCCCCCCUCCUUCCCCAUCGUGGCCAUGGAGAACCCCUGCCUCACCUUCAUCAUUGCCUCCAUCUUGGAGAGCAGCGAGUUCCUACUGAUCGAUGUGGUGCACGAGAUCGCUCACGGCUGGUUCGGCAACGCCGUCACCAACGCCACCUGGGAGGAGAUGUGGCUUAGCGAGGGGCUGGCGACCUAUGCCCAGCGGCGCAUCACCACGGAGGCCUAUGGUGAGGCGUUCACAUGUUUGGAAACUGCCGUCCGAUUGGACGCUCUACACAGACAGCUGCGUCUCCUUGGAGAUAACAACCCUGUUAGCAGACUGCAGGUCAAGUUUGAGCCAGGUGUGAACCCCAGCUCGCUGAUGAAUCUCUUCACUUACGAGAAAGGAUUCUGUUUCGUGGCGUAUUUAUCUCAACUGAGUGGAGAUGUGAGACGGUUCGACUGCUUCCUCAGGGAUUACAUCUCGGAGUUCAAGUUUAAGAGCGUUGUUGCUCAGGACCUGAUCGACUACUUCCUGACAUAUUUCCCUGAGCUGAAGGACGCUGCUGUCUCCCAGAGAGAGGGUCUGGAGUUUGAGCGCUGGCUGAGUGGGUCUGGACCUCCUCUGUUUGAGCCCGACCUGUCCGCAGGGGGCGCUCUGACCCGGCCCGUCCAGGACCUGUGUGACCUGUGGAGGACCAGCAAGGCCCCCAACCUGCAGACCCUGGAGACCUUUGACCUCUCAGCCUGGAGCACCUUUCAGAUCGUCCUGUUCCUGGACCGCAUGCUGGACCUGUCCCCUCUGCCCCAAGAUGUGAUGGCCAGUCUGUCUGGUUGUUACUCGUCACUGUUUGAUGGACUGAAUGCUGAAGUUCAGAUCCGCUGGCUGCAGAUGGUGGUGAGGAACUCUUUCUACCCCGAGUUGCCUCGAGUCCGAGCCUUCCUCCACAAACAUACCUCCAGGAUGUACACGGUGCCGCUGUAUGACGACCUGGUUGCCGGGGUGAUGAAGUGUGUUGCUGUGGAGAUUUUCAACGAGACUCAGCGCCGUCUACAUCCGAACCUCAGACGCACGUUACAGCAGAUCCUGUUCCAGACUGGCACCAGCAACCAGAACCAGACCAGCCCCACCUUCACCAACCAGAACGUUCCUGCUCUGUCCAUCUUAGCCUCUUCCCCCUCCCCCUCACCUCCCCCCUGCCUCACCCCCUUCCCACAGCCGGUCGCCACAGCAACCGCCUCCCCUGCUGCCGGGACGACCAUCGCUCUGAGGGACGUCAACGUUUCGGCCUGAAGUCCAGAGACGACUCCUGAUUGGACGUCAGUGAGACGGGUCGUCUGAUUGGACGUGAUAAAUGAAGUGAUCAGUUGACAUAAGGUGGUGAUGUCAUCGUUGACUAGCAGCAGAACAGAUGAUUGAUCGUCUUCAUUGAUUUAUUACUUAUUGUUUGAUACUUAUUGAAUGUUUUGACUGUUUCCAGUGUUUUUAUUGGUCCCUUCACCCGUUUAACUUUUAACAGUUUAACUUUAUUGAUUAUUUUACCAUUCAGUCGGCAAACUCUUGAUUCUGACCUGUUGACCUGUGGCUCAGGUGGAGGAGCGAUGCCUUCAUUGCCUCGUUGUUUUUUAACAGAUUUAAAUAUUUUAAGAAAACAAGUUUGAUGUUUACCUUCUACCUCCUGACGCUAAUACGCCUGCAGACCUCGACUCGAGGCUCGGACCGCACAAUGACUCCUUGUGUCACAUGACCAGCAGACUUCCGCCUGAGUGGCCUUAACGCUGCGAUCAUGUUCAGCAGCAAUAAAAAAACAGCUUCCUCUCUGAAUCACUUUGAUCAGAACCCGAUCAAUAAAGAAACCCAGAUUUUAUUUAUAUAUUUUGGCACAAAAAUGAUUUCGAAGGUGGAAUGUCCUACCAUUCACAGCUGUCAGUGAACGCCUCUUCAGAGACAGUUUGUAAUGAAUGUUGAACUACAAAUAAACACUUUGGACUACA
Molecule: messenger RNA, 3744 nt
Organism: Cyclopterus lumpus (lumpfish)
Lineage: Eukaryota; Metazoa; Chordata; Actinopteri; Perciformes; Cyclopteridae
Gene: rnpepl1
Product: arginyl aminopeptidase like 1
Exons: 11
Coding region: 860-3043 (727 amino acids)
Biological process (GO): proteolysis
Molecular function (GO): zinc ion binding; metalloaminopeptidase activity
Source: RefSeq, a predicted model, not a curated record